GUGACUUCCCAAGUAUGCCUGGCCACAAUACCUCCAGGAAUUCCUCUUGCGAUCCUAUAGUGACACCCCACUUAAUCAGCCUCUACUUCAUAGUGCUCAUUGGUGGGCUGGUGGGUGUCAUUUCCAUUCUUUUCCUCCUGGUGAAAAUGAACACCCGGUCAGUGACCACCAUGGCGGUCAUUAACUUGGUGGUGGUCCACAGCGUUUUUCUGCUGACAGUGCCAUUUCGCUUGACCUACCUCAUCAAGAAGACUUGGAUGUUUGGGCUGCCCUUCUGCAAAUUUGUGAGUGCCAUGCUGCACAUCCACAUGUACCUAACGUUCCUAUUCUAUGUGGUGAUCCUGGUCACCAGAUACCUCAUCUUCUUCAAGUGCAAAGACAAAGUGGAAUUCUACAGAAAACUGCAUGCUGUGGCGGCCAGUGCUGGCAUGUGGACGCUGGUGAUUGUCAUUGUGGUACCCCUGGUUGUCUCCCGGUAUGGAAUCCAUGAGGAAUACAAUGAGGAGCACUGUUUUAAAUUUCACAAAGAGCUUGCUUACACGUAUGUGAAAGUCAUCAACUAUAUGAUAGUCAUUUUUGUCAUAGCCAUUGCUGUGACUCUGUUGGUCUUCCAGGUCUUCAUCAUUAUGUUGAUGGUGCAGAAGCUACGCCACUCUUUACUAUCCCACCAGGAGUUCUGGGCUCAGCUGAAAAACCUAUUUUUUAUAGGGGUCAUCCUUGUUUGUUUCCUUCCCUACCAGUUCUUUAGGAUCUAUUACUUGAAUGUUGUGACGCAUUCCAAUGCCUGUAACAGCAAGGUUGCAUUUUAUAACGAAAUCUUCUUGAGUGUAACAGCAAUUAGCUGCUAUGAUUUGCUUCUCUUUGUCUUUGGGGGAAGCCAUUGGUUUAAGCAAAAGAUAAUUGACUUAUGGAAUUGUGUUUUGUGCCGUUAGCCACAAACUACAGUAUUCAUAUUUGCUUCCUUUAUAUUGGGAAUAAAAAUGGGUAUAGGGGAGGUAAGAAUGGUAUUUCAUUACUUGAUCAAAACCAUGUCUUGAUCUACCCAAAACAAAAGGACUAUAAAAUGCAAGAGCCCUCAUUGUAGUCCUUAUGGGAUCCCUCCCAUCUCUGAGUGAUGGCCGUACAAAGACCAGUGUUGUUGAAUCCACCUGGAGUUGCAAUAUUACAUUAUUUUCCAGUACAGAAUGUCUGUGUGGCCCAUGAAAGCAACAUAGGUUUUAAGAGUUUUAGAGUUUCAUUAGCUCAUUCUAAGUUCCUCUGUUUGAAGCAUGGUCUGUUAGGUUUUGGACUGAACUCAGCCAUUUAGUUCUUUUCAUCCCACUUCACCUUAGGUAAGUAAAUCCUGGCCACCACCCAGUUCCAAAGACACAAACUCUCCUUCGCUAACCAGGUUAGAUGUCCCAUUCAUCUCAUGCCCUGAUAAAAACUGAUAAGGGGAGAGAAUAGUUAAAAAUUUUUCUAAGGUAUCAUAACUCUGGUAGGAAGUCAUCUGUCUAGAAAUCAAGAGAAAAAGAACGUGUGGCCUCCUGUUAUAACAAGGGUUUCUAGAUUUGUCCUGUGAAAGGUCAUUUAAGGACUUGGGGAUCAAUUUCCUCAAUUAUCACCAGUUGCACUGUUGCUCCAAAAAUCAUUUAAAAGCUUACUGGACAUAUCUACAUAAUGGUGAAACUGUAAUUUAGAGACUAUCCCUGACCAAUGUGCUGGUAGGCAUUAAAAUGAGUUCCCAAGGGAAGUGAUUAAAAUUUUUUUCUCUUCUGUUUUUUGAGAGAAUUUCUAGAUGUCCUGGCCCACAGUUAAUUAAGAUUUUUAGGGGGGACAGAAAGUUAUACUGAAAUCUUUAGAGCUCCCUUCCACCAUUAAAAUUAUAUAUAUAUAUUUAAAUUAUACCUUAAGUUCUGGGGUACAUGUGCAGAAUGUGCAGGUUUGUUACAUAGGUAUACACGUGCCAUGGUGGUCUGCGGCACCUGUCAACCCAUCUACAUUAGGUAUUUCUCCUAAUGCUCUCCCUCCCCUAGCCCCCCACCCCUGGACAGUCCCCGUUGUGUGAUGUUCCCCUCCCUGUGUCCAUGUGUUUUCAUUGUUCAACUCCCACUUAUGAGUGAGAACAUGCGGUGUUUGGUUUUCUGUUCCUGUGUUAGUUUGCUGAGAAUGAUGGUUUCCAGGUUAAAAUUAUAUAUUUUUAAAUAAAUGAAAACUAUGUUUUUAAAAGAGGACUUUUGAGAAGUAUAUAGAAAAACCAUUAAUUUAGACUCUGUGAGAUUAGGUUGCAUGAAGAAGGUUUUCUGAAUAUUUGAAGAGUGGAUAAAUAAAUGUACUGGAAAGCAAUAAAAUUAUAAUCCUUUAAAAUAUAGGAAAAAUAACUAAUGGGAACUAGGCUUAAUAUUUGGGAUGAAAUAAUCUGUACAACAAACUCCCAUGACACAUGUUUACCUAUGUAACAAACCUGCACAUGUACCCCUGAACUUAAAAUAAAAUUUAAAGUAAUAAUAAUAAAAUAAUAUGGAUUUUCUUUUCAAAUUCGGAAUUACUUUUUGUAAAAUUGUAUUAAUAACUUGUGACAUGUGGCAUGUUAAACUGAUUUUAUUUCAAGAACUUCUAUUACUGGCUAGGUUGAUACAUAGGCUUGUGGGGUUUUGCUUUUUGGGUUUUUUUUGCUCCUGCCCAUACUUCCAGUGUCUUCAAUGUUUUAUCUUAAAAUUUUCCCAGGAUCUGAUCCAGUUUCAUAUUUAAUGCUUCAGAAAACCCGAAGUGAUUAGUAACAUGAAUAGAAUAACGGAAUGAAUUAAGGGAACUUUUUUUUUCAUCAAGGUGUAUGUUCGGGAUUUAAAAGUUUUUCAUAAUUUAUUAUCACUCUGUGGAUCCACAAAUUCCUCAGAUGAAUAAGAAAUACCUCUGUGAAUUUCUGUGACCACUGAAAUUACUGAGCCACAGAAAUUAAUUCUGAGGAAGCAGAAGUAGCAACAUAGUUCAAACACGACUUGUUUCCAUAUAUUUUCUGUUUUAUAUAUUCUUUUAAAUAUCCUUUUAAACAAGUAAUAUUUCUUUUCUUUCUUGCCUUUUUUCCCAUUUAUUUUUUACAUUUUUUCUUUCUCAUUUUGAACCAUAAAAUUUGUAAGACAGUUACUAAGACCCCUGAUAGUUUUAAGAAAAUUUAUAAUACCUAUAAAUAUGUAAAAAAAUUUAGAAAAAUAUUUAAAUUAAAAGUAUUCAUGAGAAUUUCAUUACCUUGUAGAUUAUGUCAUACUCUCUUCCAGAUUUUAGAUAUGUUGAGGUCAGGCAAUUCAAAAGAAUUAAUCUCUGUAUUAAUCUGUUAUAAUGUUAACAUAACACUAUGUUAUUUUCAUAUAUUAUAAUAAAGGGCUUAUUAGAAAUGUUCUCAAAAGAUAGAAAUGCAAUAUUUCAUAAUAUAAAAUAUCUUUUUCAUCAGUAUUUAUGGAAUAAAUAGAAAAAUUUUA
Molecule: messenger RNA, 3455 nt
Organism: Gorilla gorilla gorilla (western lowland gorilla)
Lineage: Eukaryota; Metazoa; Chordata; Mammalia; Primates; Hominidae
Gene: GPR141
Product: G protein-coupled receptor 141
Exons: 1
Coding region: 15-932 (305 amino acids)
Biological process (GO): G protein-coupled receptor signaling pathway
Cellular component (GO): membrane
Molecular function (GO): oxysterol binding; G protein-coupled receptor activity
Source: RefSeq, a predicted model, not a curated record